CUCUGGGCUACCUCGCGACGUGGAGAUAGAGACAGGUGUAGGCGCUUAACAAGUGGAGCUUCUUGGGAUAAGGACACAUUCAUAUAUUCUCUUUAAAAACCAUUGGGUCCAAGGAUCCCCAUCAGUCCGAGGAUGGGGCUUAGAGGGAAAAUUGAUGAAUAUAAGUUGGCGGCAACUUCGGACAAUGAAGGGAAGACGAAGACUAAAAAGCAGGGGAAGAAAGCUAAGGAGAAGAUGGAUUUGGACGAGCUGAAAAAGGAAGUUGACCUGGAUGACCACAAGUUGACCUUUGAUGAACUUCACAAGAAAUACGGCACAGACCUAGUCAGGGGUCUGUCCUUGUCUCAGGCCAGAGAGAUCCUCCUCCGAGAUGGCCCCAACUGCCUGACCCCUCCCCCAACUACCCCUGAAUGGGUCAAGUUCUGCAAGCAGCUCUUUGGCGGUUUCUGCAUGCUCCUGUGGAUCGGAGCAGUGCUGUGCUUCAUUGCCUACGUAAUCCAGUUCGCCUCCGAGCAGGAGCCGGCCAGUGAUAACUUGUACCUGGGCAUUGUGCUCGCCGUUGUCGUCAUGAUCACAGGCUGUUUCUCCUACUUCCAAGAAGCCAAGAGCUCGAAGAUCAUGGAUUCCUUUAAGAACCUGGUCCCACAGCAAGCCCUGGUCAUCCGCGACGGUGAAAAGAGUAGCAUCAACACCGAGGACGUGGUGGUUGGAGAUCUAGUGGAGGUGAAAGGUGGAGACCGGAUCCCAGCCGAUCUGCGCAUCAUCUCCUCUAGCGGCUGCAAGGUGGACAACUCCUCACUCACUGGAGAAUCUGAGCCCCAGACACGCAGUCCCGACUUCACCCAUGACAACCCUCUGGAGACCAGGAAUAUUGCCUUCUUCUCCACCAACUGUGUUGAAGGAACGGCCAGGGGUGUUGUCAUUAACACUGGUGAUCACACCAUCAUGGGUCGUAUUGCCACCUUGGCCAUGAACCUGGAAGGGGGGAAGACGCCUCUCAACAUCGAAAUUGAUCACUUCAUCCAAAUUAUCACUGGGGUGUCUGUCUUCUUUGGCGUGACUUUCCUGAUCCUCUCCGUCAUUCUGGGGUACGGUGUGCUGGCGUCUGUCAUCUUCCUCAUCGGAAUCAUCGUUGCCAAUGUACCUGAGGGCCUCCUGGCUACUGUGACAGUGUGUCUGACCCUGACCGCCAAGCGCAUGGCCAAGAAGAACUGCCUGGUGAAGAACCUCGAAGCCGUGGAGACCCUGGGCUCCACCUCGACCAUCUGCUCCGACAAGACCGGCACCCUAACCCAGAACAGGAUGACCGUGGCCCACAUGUGGUUCGACAACCAGAUCCACGAGGCCGACACCACUGAGAACCAGAGUGGUACCUCCUUCGACAAAAGCUCCGACACCUGGGCUGCCCUGGCCAGAGUCGCCGGGCUGUGCAACCGCGCCGUCUUCCUGGCAGAACAGACCAACGUGCCUAUCCUCAGGAGGGAUGUGGCUGGCGAUGCCUCAGAGGCUGCCCUGCUGAAGUGUAUUGAGCUGUGCUGCGGGUCUGUCAAAGAAAUGAGGGAAAGGUAUCGCAACAUCGCUGAGAUCCCCUUCAACUCCAUCAAUAAAUACCAGAUAUCCAUUCAUAAGAACAACACACCCGGAGAGUCCAAGCACCUUCUGGUGAUGAAGGGAGCACCUGAGAGGAUCCUGGACCGCUGCUCCACUAUCCUGAUCGAGGGCAAAGAACAGCCUCUGGAUGACGAAAUGAAGGAAUCCUUCCAGGCCGCUUAUGAACAGCUGGGAGGGAUGGGAGAGAGAGUGCUGGGUUUCUGCCACUCCCAUCUCCCUGAUGACCAGUUUGCAGACGGCUUUGCCUUUGACUGCGAAAAAAUUAACUUUCCUGCAGAGAAUCUGUGCUUUAUUGGCCUCAUUUCCAUGAUUGACCCUCCCCGAGCUGCUGUGCCAGACGCUGUGAACAAGUGCAGAUGUGCUGGAAUCAAGGUUAUCAUGGUCACUGGUGAUCAUCCAAUCACUGCCAAGGCCAUUGCCAAGGGAGUGGGUAUCAUCUCUGAGGGCAACGAGACCAUUGACGACAUUGCUGCUCGUUUGAAAAUCCCAGUUGCUGAUGUCAACCCAAGAGAUGCCAAGGCCUGCGUUGUCCACGGUGGAGAGCUGAAGGACAUGACUGCCGAACAGCUGGAUGACAUCCUCAAGUAUCACACGGAGAUUGUGUUUGCCAGAACGUCCCCUCAGCAGAAGCUCAUCAUUGUGGAAGGCUGUCAGCGUCAGGGUGCGAUUGUGGCUGUGACAGGUGAUGGCGUGAAUGAUUCUCCCGCUCUGAAGAAAGCGGACAUUGGGGUUGCUAUGGGCAUCGCUGGGUCUGAUGUCUCCAAGCAGGCUGCAGACAUGAUCCUCAUGGAUGACAACUUUGCCUCCAUUGUGACUGGUGUUGAAGAAGGCCGGCUGAUCUUUGACAACUUGAAGAAGUCCAUUGCCUAUACCCUGAGCAGUAAAAUUCCAGAGAUGACCCCCUUCCUCUUCUUAAUCCUUGCCAACAUUCCACUGGCCCUUGGAACUGUCACCAUCCUCUGUAUUGACCUGGGAACUGACAUGAUCCCUGCAAUCUCCCUGGCCUAUGAACAAGCUGAGAAUGACAUCAUGAAAAGACAGCCCAGAAACUCCAAAACAGACAAACUGGUGAAUGAGCGGCUCAUCAGCAUGGCCUAUGGUCAAAUUGGUGUGAUGCAGGCUGCAGGCGGGUUCUUCACAUAUUUUGUAAUUAUGGCUGAGAACGGGUUCUACCCCACGGAUCUGAUAGGUGUCCGUAUGGACUGGGAAAACAAGUAUCUAAACGACAUGGAGGACAGCUACGGCCAGCAGUGGACGUAUGAGCGCAGGAAGAUCAUCGAGUUCACCUGCCACACGGCGUACUUUGUCACUAUCGUGAUUGUCCAGUGGGCUGUUUUGAUCGUCUGUAAGACCAGGAAGAACUCCAUCUUGCGUCAGGGAAUUAUGUCGAACCGUGUCCUCAUCUUCGGAAUAUUUUCUGAAACUGCAUUGGCGGUCUUCCUUUCUUACUGCCCUGGAAUGGAUGUUGCUGUCAGAAUGUACCCACUCAAGCCUUACUGGUGGUUCUGUGCCUUCCCCUACUCCAUGCUCAUCUUCCUCUACGAUGAAGUCAGGAAAUACAUCCUGAGACGAAACCCAGGAGGUUGGGUAGAACAGGAGACAUACUAUUAAGACCUAGAAGAUCCCAGGAACAACAUACAUUGCAAUUGCAUUGUUACAUUGUAAUUUCAUCCUAUUUCAUUUUCAUCUCUAUGCAGUGCAGUGACGUGCAGUCACAGGGUGCAGAGCAAUGACUGCUGCAGUAAAAAAAAAAAAGAAGAAUUGCUGUAAAAAAAA
This is a messenger RNA of Esox lucius (northern pike), 3387 nucleotides long. RefSeq names its product sodium/potassium-transporting ATPase subunit alpha-1. NCBI's taxonomy places the organism in Eukaryota, Metazoa, Chordata, Actinopteri, Esociformes, Esocidae. The transcript is spliced from 21 exons. Gene Ontology annotation, biological process: intracellular potassium ion homeostasis; intracellular sodium ion homeostasis; sodium ion export across plasma membrane. The record is from RefSeq and is a predicted model, not a curated record. Bases 133 to 3222 code for a protein of 1029 amino acids. Gene Ontology annotation, molecular function: ATP hydrolysis activity; ATP binding; P-type sodium:potassium-exchanging transporter activity. Gene Ontology annotation, cellular component: membrane.